This is a messenger RNA of Acytostelium subglobosum LB1, 987 nucleotides long. RefSeq lists its product as hypothetical. The record is from RefSeq and is a predicted model, not a curated record. The transcript has a single exon. Lineage: Eukaryota; Evosea; Eumycetozoa; Acytosteliales; Acytosteliaceae. The coding region runs from base 1 to 987 and encodes 328 amino acids.
AUGAUGCCCCACCUCACCUCACGCUAUGCUCCUUUCAAACUGCCACUCAGAUGCCUGACCCUCAAUGAUAACCUACUUCUAAACGGACCAAACGAAACAAAGAACGAGGCUGCCUUCCGCCUCCUCGUCGAAGGGCUGACAGAGUUCGCUGGGGAUAUCCAACACUCCCCUGUUCGCGACAACCUCCUCCCACAUAUGCUCAAGUCUCUCGACAUCAGAGCGUCGUUGGACACAACGCUUGGAGAAGAGGAGCUCACGGAGAACUUUGAUGUCAUCCAAUGCCUCGGCAUAGACUAUCCCGAGCUGGAACGGCUUGUAGUUAGGAUUGAGCUUGACGAGUCCGAUGAUCGUGAACAACACAGAGACGUCAGGACAGACAACGAUGAGCAAGUCUGUUGUAUCUUCUCAGACCUCUGCAACUGCCUGUUCCAAUCGUCGGCCUUCGAGAAACUACUGACAUUCGAGCUGGAAAGCUGGGGAGACUCUCUUGCACUUGGCCGCAGCCUAGGCAGCUAUCCUGGUCACUUUUUCUCACGACUUCACCGUUCAUCUCCAAACCUACGGUCGUUGUCGCUGAAUCUGAAUAGUAUUGAUGCUUUCGAAUACUCAAGCAUGCGUGACAAUCUUAUCUGGUUCUUGGAUCAAACACCAACAUGCUCUUCGCUCCGGUUGGGAUUGGGCGAUGUCGAACUGGUGAGCAACAUUCUUCCUUAUCUGCUCCAGAGCGACAGCAUCAAGACUUUCAAUCACUUGGUUCCCAUCGGAUUGCUGCCAGAGCUCAAACGACCCUUCCAUUCAUUUAACCUCGCGGUCUAUCGUGGGACAGACCUGGAUGAUGUCCAAACAAUCGCGGCAUUGGAGUCGCUCCGCCUGGUCGAUCUCAUCAUCCUGUCGAAUUGCAAAAGGCACAAAGAUAUCGUUAUCAAGAUUGAGCGCCACCUUCAUCCUCCCUCAAGAUUCUCUCAUUGGACUUUGACUACGAGGUGA